AAUAAGGGGGUGCUUGUGUCCCUCUCUCCAAGACUGGCUGCACAGUGUGGAUAUAGCUUAACUGUUGACUUCUUGGGAAAUGCCAAGUUCCUUGCUUCUGUGGUGAGCUGCUUUGCUCGGAACACAAAUGAUGAGACCUACAAGCUGACAGUACAAAUCAGUGUCUUCUCAAACAGUGCUAUGACUUCAGCUUCCUCCUAUGUUCAGAGCAUGACAUGCCGCUAUUCUCCAUGGGCAGAGAGGGAGAUUCUGUGUGAAAGAAACUACAUGGAGGUUUCUGUGAGAAGAGGUGUGCCACUUAUUGAGCCAAACUUUGUUCAAGAUGAUCCUGAUUGGUCCCUUGCGUACCCAGAGGCAACUGCUGCUGACAACAGCAUCUGGAAAAUUGUGUUCCAUCUCCCAGCAAAUAGAAAGACAACCAUGACUGUUGCUCAGGCCAUGACAAAUGGCUAUGGCAUAAACACUACACCAACUCGAAUUCUGGUUAGAGCUGCAUAUAACUCCACAGAAAGCCAGCCUCAGGGGAUCCAAACUGUACCAAUGGCUGUGCUAAGAUCAACCACCUUUUAUAAGCAAAGAUGGAUGGUCAUGAUGGUGGACACUGCAGUUACAUGUCCUACUGAUGGAACCACCUUCACAGAACAGAUGAUUACAUGGAAUGUUCCCUGUGUUCUACCUCCUCUUGUUCCGACACCACAAAUUACUACCCUUGAUGUUCAAAUGGGAGUUGAUGGCCGCAAGCUUGACCCUGCAACAAUUCAUAAUAGAGAUUAUAAACUGGAUGUCGGUCCCCAGCUAAUCACUGUGAAAAUUCCUGUGGGAGCUGAUGGUGGAUAUUACAAGAGCCAUGUAUUGGACAACACCUAUGUGAUCUCUUACUCUAUUGAACCAAUGCUAGAGCAUACCUGGCAAGAUGGGCCUGAGAAGACCAAGUACACAGUACUUCAUCCAAUAACCACUCCUUUCAUGCCUCGGCCACCAGUUGUCACAAACAACACUGUUCCUAAAGCCAGAGUGUUCAAGGUGAUACCCUGGGGACAUUCCUGCCUGAUGUGGAGCUGGUCAGAAUUAUAGUUGGACCAGAGACGUUAACUGUGCCAGAAGCCAACCUAAAAGGUUAUAAUGUCCAGGAGCAUGUCUUUCCCAAUGGAUCCAAGACCUACACUCUCCAGGUGCCAUUUGAGGACCCCAAUGUGAAGCAAAAGGUAACAUCCCACCUGUUCAACUAUUCAAUUGCCCUUUGAAAACACUUGCUUCCUGUGGACGUGUUUGCUUGCUGUCUGACUUUGGAGGAGUUACCUGAAAGAAGAGCAAAGGUUUGUAGGAUUAAACCCAGACACCAGAACCUACAUUCUGCCCCUGACCUACUUGCUGAAUAUAGUGCCAGAGAAUACACCCUUUACUCAUCCUGCUGUAGUCGAAGCCAUUCUCAAAGACAUCAUUCCACCUACAGUAACUGGCUACUGUGAUGGUGCUGCGUUCUAUACCAUGGUAACAUAUGGCAACAUGGGUCGCAACUGGAUUCCUUUUGUGGGCUCAAGAGAACUUGGUGGAAGUCUGCUUGCCCUGUACAAGUAUAAUGCCAACUCUACCAAUUUCUGGAUGAUUGUGCCAUACAAUUCAGUUGAUGCCACAUAUGAAGUGAUCAGUUCUUCAGGCAUCAGAAGCAGACUUGACUUGACCUUGAAGGAUAUUGGGACCAUGGUUGUGGUGGCUGACUUCUCUCUGUCCUGCAGUUUCCCUACAAAGAUGAUUGAUUGCUUCACCAAUGGAACUAUGGCAGCUCUUGCUGUGAAAGUGGAAUCUGUCCCCAGCUUGUCUCCAAGUCAACUAACUCUAAGGGAUCCGAGUUGCCAGCCUCUUCAGUCUGAUG
Molecule: messenger RNA, 1873 nt
Organism: Acipenser ruthenus (sterlet)
Lineage: Eukaryota; Metazoa; Chordata; Actinopteri; Acipenseriformes; Acipenseridae
Exons: 11
Coding region: 181-1074 (297 amino acids)
Source: RefSeq, a predicted model, not a curated record